AGGUAGAGAACACUGGAGAACACGUUGAUCACGUCGAACACAUCGAACACAUGUUUUUUUUGUUAUUGUAUAAACAAAAAGUAAAUAAUUAAAAAGUUUUAAAUUAUUAGGUUAAUUAAUAAAAUUAACAAGUUAAAUUAUUUAACGAAAAUAACAAUGGCUUUUAAAAAUGACUUUGAUAUGUUUGUUGGCGGGAAAUCUGGUGUAUUUAAAGGAGUAAAAAUUGAUAAAAAACAAUGUAUAGCAAAAAAUAUACAAAAUUUAGUAUCAAUUACAAAAGAUCAUCAAGUAACGACAAUGUCUUGGGGUGAUGAUGAUGAGAAAGAUGUUCUUAUUGGUUGUGGAUUAACUGAAAAUCGAAGUGUAAAAGUUUACGAUUCACAACAUUCAGCAUUUUCGACUUCAUUUUCAUGCAAUACUGGCCCAGGAAAAAUUCGCGGGAUCUCACGUUACAAUGAUUGUAUAAUAACUGCGGUAGAAUCUGGAGACAUAAAUUUAUGGAAACGAGGGGAAAGUGUUAGAGUUAUUAAAACAAGUAAAGAUUUACAUGCAAUGAGACACUCAAAGUCAAAUAGAAAUAUAAUAGCUACUGGAGGUAAAGAACAUCCUUUGCAAUUAUUUGAUUUAGAACAAGAUAAAGUUACAUUUAAAGAAAAAAAUGUCCGUCAUGAUUGGCUGGAGAUGCGUGUCCCUGUUUGGGUUUCUGAUAUUGGAUUUUUACCAAACUCAUCUAAAAUUGCAGUUUGCAGUCGUUAUGGAUACGUACGACUGUAUGAUCCUCUUGUACAAAAAAGACCUGUUUUAAAUGUACUAGUAAAAGAUGAAGCGUUAACAACUCUAGCAAUCGCACCAAAAGAAAAUCAUGUCGUGGUUGGUUCUGGUAAAGGAAUCAUGAAUUUGGUGGACUUACGGAAUCCUGGAAAAAUUUUAAAUACUUACAAAGGUUUCGUUGGAGGUAUCACUGCUAUUUCAUGUCCUACAAAUAAUCCGUACAUUGUAAGUGUUGGAUUAGACAGAUAUUUACGUGUCCAUGAUUUGAAUACUAAAGAAUUAUUGCAAAAGGUUUAUUUAACUUCAAGAUUAAGUAGCAUGGUACUGAGAUCUGAAUUCAUAUUAAAUGAUGUUUUGACAAAUGAAGAAAAUAAUGAGAAAAUUCAAAUAAUUAAUGUGGACCAUGAUGACAUAAAAAGUGACCAAGAGUACGAUGACAUAUUUAACAAAAUGCCAGUAAUUGAUAAUGAUGAAAAUUGUAAUGAAAAUACAAUGGCAGGUAAAAGGAAAAUUUUCAAAUUAAAAUCAAAAAUAACUUCAAAUAAAAAUGACACUUGUAAUUACAAAAAAAUUAAAAAAUAAAAUAAAUAUUUUAAAAAAUUUUAUUAAGUUUAA
Messenger RNA from Microplitis demolitor, 1386 nucleotides. RefSeq names its product WD repeat-containing protein 74. Gene Ontology annotation, molecular function: protein binding. Bases 157 to 1353 code for a protein of 398 amino acids. Gene Ontology annotation, biological process: ribosomal large subunit biogenesis. The record is from RefSeq and is a predicted model, not a curated record. Gene Ontology annotation, cellular component: preribosome, large subunit precursor; nucleolus. The transcript has 7 exons. Lineage: Eukaryota; Metazoa; Arthropoda; Insecta; Hymenoptera; Braconidae.